UGAAUUUUCUCAGUCGCUGUUGUGCCUCGUGCUAGGUCGGACGUGCCUUUUUUUUGUGAUUGUUCAGUUUUCCCUUUUUUUUUCGAAUUUUGUUUUUUUUUUGUACUUCCGUUAGUGUCUUUCUUGUUUUCGGCAUUGACUUUAUUUUUAUUUCAAACAAGAACGAAACCUUUUUUUUUGCUGUUGUGGCAGAAUUUCAUCGAGUUGACUUUGAUUUUGGAAUUGAGAGGGACAAAAAACGAUCGUUUACAUUACCACAACGACAGCUGUGAACCGUGAACAAGUGUUGUUUCUUUUUUUGGUCGUGUAUGUGUGUUGUUGUUGUGUGUGUUGUGUGUGUGUGUGAUAUUCCCGUUUAGCGUUCGUGCUGGCCCAUCACAUUUUUGCCUCGUGGUCGCAAGUUUACAAGUCCCCUCGUGUAUGUGUGUGUCUGUGCCUGGGCAGUGUGGCGGCCAUUGGAGCUAACAAGUGUUUUCGCGGGCUGCCAUGACACGAGGAUUCAACAGCAUUGUCGAGUGUACGGACCAAUUAGCCCAUCAUUCCCAGAACGUGGAACAUUCGCUGCUUGUAUGUUGAACGGGAAAGGAAAAGCCGGCCACACGUGGACACACGAGACCAAGUGUUUCAAUCUCGAUGAUCAAGACUUUUUCUCUUCAAACUGCCAUUUGAACAGUGAACCUCGUGCAAUUGUGGUUUCAUCAUCACCAGACCGCCUACAUGGUUUACCUGGGAGAAGGAGCGACGGUGGCGACCAGCGGAGUGGAGCGUUUCUUCACUUCGAGCACCAAGAAUUGCAAUAGCAACAGCAGUAGCAGCAGUAGCACAUCGAGCAGCGGCCGUUGCCACACGACGGGGCCGCCUCUCCGACGACCGCCGACUGACGUCGACCCCGUCGUCAUGCACCCGACCAUCAACUACAAAGAGAAACAGGCCGAGUGUCCGCCAAUCCAAAUGGAGCCUGUCGAUUUGUCGGUUAACAGUCGAGGAGGAGGUCAUCUGCUUCUAACAGACACGUCCAGCAGACGACGCUCUUCUCGCUCGCCCGAGUCCCGUAAGCGGCGCUCAUCACCGGCCAACGGCAUCAUCGACUUGCGAGUCAACAAAUCAGCGCCAGAAGCAGUGCGCGUCGAGAUGAUACCCAGUCUUCAGUGCACGUUACGAACGACUUCCAACGCGCUCCUGACGCAUCACCAUCGCAGCCUGAAAGAGGAGCCCAUCUUUAACCAUGGUGACACCAUGUUUGAAGAUGAAGACGAAGACGACGAAGAUGGAUUCCUUCCCGGCUACGACAUGACGUUGAGUCAAAGGCCAUUGUCUUCCUCCUCUGCCAGCCCUUCGCACGGCACGUCCACCAACAACGGACUGAGCCCGCAUCGACAUUCUUCACCGGGCGAUUCGCCUCCACCGCCGCCCAGCUCGGCCGCCUCCCUCGGAGACUUCACCGACAGUCUGCGGAGGCGCAAAGUUCACAAAUGCGACUUUGAAGGUUGCGAGAAAGUGUACACGAAGAGCUCGCACCUGAAAGCUCACAAGCGAACGCACACGGGUGAAAAGCCGUACCAGUGUACGUGGGACGGUUGCACUUGGAAAUUUGCACGGUCUGACGAGCUGACCCGCCAUUUCCGCAAGCACACGGGACAAAAGCCGUUCCGUUGCCACCUGUGCCAGCGUUCGUUCUCACGAUCCGACCAUCUGUCACUGCACAUGAAGCGACACUGAUGUCGACCGAAGUCGUCUUCUAUACAUACUGUACUUUACGCAGCCGAGCAGCGCAACAGCGUACACACACACACACAACACACAACAAAGAUCACGCCAGCUGACAGCCUUUCCUCUUUUCGAUGGGCGAGCUGUCCGCGGUGGCUAGCAGACGGGCGACAAGAGCUGUCUGCUGGAAAAGACAUGGCGAUGAUUCACAACACUCACACAGACACGCAGAACAAGAGAAGCAACAAGAAACUUCAACUGCGACACAGUCCCAACAACAACGACGAAUGUACUUUUUGUAUUCCUUUCUUCUUCUUUUUUUGAAUUGAAAUGUUCCCAUUUGGCUGGAUGGGGAAGGCGGAAAACAGCAAAAUCAACUUAAUUUUUCUUGUUCUCUCUUUGGAGGAUUCAAAGAUUUGCUUAUUUAUUUAUACAUUUCUUUUUUUUUUUCUUUUCGAAUUUACACCCUCUUGGAUUUUGUGAACGAAGGGAGAACUUUGACACCGACACAUGCGCGCUCUCGUGACGGGUUUUUUGGCCCCCUAACGGACGGUACGCGCGUUUUUUUUUUCCUGUAUCCCUCGUGACUUCCAAUACGCUUGAUCAAACCUCAUCAUCCUGUCUUUAUUAUCAAUAUUACUAAUGAUUAUUCUCGUUGUUUUUGCCGGGGGUCUGCCCGUUUUUGAUUGUGACUUUCGAAUCUGGCGAUCUCACAUCGAUGUUGUUGGAUCAUAUCGCUCUCUCUCUGUCUCGUCCCUCUCUGCCUUAGUGAUGUCUCAUCUUUUCACUAGUGUUAACCUGGGAGGAUUCCUCUUCCAUCGCCUUUUCUUUUUAUCGUUGCCGCCUCUUCCUUUUUUUUCUUCGUUCCUUGUAAAGUGGCUAAAAACAAAAACGAGCUCGCCUUCAAAUGCCACUCCCUCUACAUUGUAUGUUCUUUCGCUUUGAGCAAAUCUGUACCGUAUGUUGCAACAACGUAUGCCCCAAUCCGUCCACCAAAGAGAGGAGAAGAGACCCAGGGAAUAAGAAAUUUAAAAUGGAAAAAAAUUUAAGAAUUAUUACAUUUUUUUCAUGUCUCCCCCCCUCAUCUCCUCCUUGCAUCGAUGCAUAUCAUAAGAAUAUGUAAUACGACCCGAAGUUGGGUAAAAGAAAUUGUUUUUUUUUUUUUCUUUUUGUUUUUUUUUUCUUUUGAAUUCGUUAGCAACGCACAAAAGCACCAAACAAAUAUCUUGGUGAUUUAUGUACAGCGAGAGAAAAAACAAAACAAAAAACAAAUUCAGCCCAACGCCCGAAAUGGAAGAAACACUUGAGAGGAAGAAGAAGAAGAGGUGCAGCGCGUGGCGCAUAUUGUUCCUCAUUUGGGCUGCGAAAAAAAAGAAAACAAAAAUAAAAUAAAAAUAAUAAUAGAAAAAAGAUAUUGUGAUAUUCCUCGAGCGAAACACUUAGACUGGCUGCUCAUUUUGAUCAAGAGACAGGCACACGAUAUACACCGCACACAAAGAGAAAGGCAAAUGUUGGUAAUUGGGCAACGGCCGCGGGACGUGGACGAUUGUAGUUGUUUGUGUACACCAAAGACCCCCGUCAAGAGAGUUGAAAGAAAAAGGACGAGAACACAGCGUGAUUGGCAGCACACGCCCGCCAUUGAUAUUAUUCCUCGGCCUGAAUUCAAUGAGGCUGAUCAUCAUUUGAAAAACUAAAUAAGUAAACGAAAUAACAUGAAAAAACAAACAAACAGCUGUCGACUUUUUCUUUCUUCUCUUUUCACUUCUCCUCAUUCGUGAGCAGCCGUCAAAUAAAAAGAAAGAGAAGAGAGAUGUACUGAGCUGAGGCAUUCUUUGCAUAUCGUGCCAUUUACAGUGAACGUGUGCGUGGUCAUCCUAUUCUAUUAUUGUCUUUUCUUCCUCUCUUAUUUUUUUGUUUCAGAGCUCUCUUUUUCUAACCCUUAAAAUUAUUUAAAUAUUUCUCCCCGUCUUCCUAAUUUUUUUGUUUUUCUUGUUCCCCUUCGGUCGCUUUGUUUCAGUGUCUGCGUGUCCCGUUUUAUUUGGAAGCCCUUCUCUUUUUCUGUUUUUUAUUUUUGUUUUUUGGUUAUUACUAUUACAUGUAUAUGCCUCGUUUCUUUCAGUUUCUCACCCUCGUAUUUUAUUUUAUUUUAUUUUUUUUUUUGUGUGUUGUUUUCUUGCGCCCGGAAGCAGCCAUAGGGUCUUAUACCUCAUCACAUUCCAAAUUGAUAUGCAAUAACAAUUCAGCGUACCGUAUACUAUAUAUGUAUAUAAUUUUUCCUCGUCUUUUCUCUCUCUCUCUCUCUCUCUCUUUUUUAAUUCUUUUUAUUACUUGAUAAAGAAAAAUAGCAAGUUGCAACAGAUACUAAGGGAAAGAAUAAGAAAUCUAACGUUUGGGAGAAUCAAAAAGAGUUAUCACACACAGACACAUUCACGACCGUACGAAGUGUGGGCGUGAGCACAAGAAGAAGAUUGUCCACCCUCAUCCUGCCCAGUUUUUCUCUGUUUCUUCUCCCCCCCCCCUUUUUAUUUCUUUGCUUUUCGUAUAUAUGUCAUUCGCCAUGAAAACAGUUCUAGAGUAUACGCGCACAUAUGCAGGAAAAUAUAGGAAAGAAGAAGAAAAAGAGUUUAUCUCAUUUUUAUUUUUUAUUAUUAUUAUUAUUAUUAGGAAGACGACGAAGAAAGAGCCGCCUUGUUUAUAUAUAUUUUUUUUUUUACGGCCUUCUCUUCUCACACACAUAAUUUUUGAUUUUUUUUUUUUGGGGGAAUAAAAAAAAGAACAGAAAAAUACUGCCGUUAAUCAUGCGUCAUAAGUUUCUUAACUCAAACAAAAAAGAAAAGAAAACAAAAGAAUAAACCACAGAAAAAAUUCAGAGAAAACGCCUAUUUAUUCUCUCAAAAGUUGGGUUCUUGUGUACUAUCGACCGUGUUGUAUACGUCCUCCUCUGUACAGAACAAAGAUACGAAACAAACAUUUUAAAAUAAUAUUUUUUUUUGUGUGUGACUGUUUCUUUCCUUCUACGCGAUGUAUAAAUGAAGAAAUAAUUCCCUAAUUUUCGUUUGUUUUUUUAAAAUCCAUGCUCUGCCCCGUUAUUGUUUUGGUUUUUAUUAAUAUAUUACUUCCCUUGCACUUCUAUACUCGGCCGUCUAUGUGUGUGCGAAUGUGCGACGCGUGUCCAUAUUGUUUUGCGUGCGAGCGUGUUUUGUUUGAUUUCUUUCUUCCCCUCUUUUUUUUUUUUUUCCUUAAAAAAUAUGUUUUGUGUUGUCUUUCUUUUGUUUUGAUUUUGUUGGAGCAUCUCUACGGUGAGAACAUUAUUACGAGCGCGGCGUUGCGUGCUCUUUCGAAUUGUAUUUGAAUUUAUUACACAUGGUGUGGAUGCAAG
Daphnia magna is the source of this 5086-nucleotide messenger RNA. RefSeq names its product Krueppel-like factor 3. Bases 718 to 1719 code for a protein of 333 amino acids. The transcript is spliced from 7 exons. Gene Ontology annotation, biological process: regulation of transcription by RNA polymerase II. The record is from RefSeq and is a predicted model, not a curated record. Gene Ontology annotation, molecular function: DNA-binding transcription factor activity, RNA polymerase II-specific; RNA polymerase II cis-regulatory region sequence-specific DNA binding. Lineage: Eukaryota; Metazoa; Arthropoda; Branchiopoda; Diplostraca; Daphniidae.